UUUAAGCGUACACAAACCAUCUGCUCGUCAAGAGAAUUUUAAAAAGUUUUCGUUUGAAGUCGUUAUUCGAGUACGUUACCGCAAUUAUUAUCAGAAACAAGAAUUGGCGGGAUAUUAACCAUAAAAAUAAAAUUGCAGUUUAGUAAAUCGAGUUAGUGUACUAAAUUAUCCAUGUGCUCGUAAAUUAAAAGAGAUCUAUUGCUUUGUCUCUAGAUCUGAAGCUGACAACGUUUUUUCAUAGGCUUAGAAUUUUUUAUUUAGCAAAAUGGAAGAUUUCAUUAAGAUAGAAAAAAUUGGUGAAGGUACUUACGGUGUGGUGUACAAAGGAAAAAAUAAAGUGACCGGUCAGUUUGUGGCUAUGAAGAAAAUUAGGUUGGAGGCGGAUGAUGAAGGCAUACCCUCCACCGCGAUCAGAGAAAUAUCCCUACUGAAAGAACUGAAUCACCCGAACAUAGUGAAAUUGGAAGAUGUACUCAUGGAGGAAUCCCGGCUGUUCCUCAUAUUUGAGUUCCUCUCCAUGGACCUCAAGAAAUACAUGGACUCCCUUGGAUCCGGGAGGAUGAUGAGCCCUAACAUAGUGAAGAGCUACCUGUACCAGAUCAACAGUGCCAUCCUGUACUGCCACUGCCGACGGAUCCUGCAUCGGGACCUGAAACCGCAGAAUCUGCUUAUUGACCAGACUGGCAUCAUAAAGGUGGCAGACUUCGGGCUGGGGCGUGCGUUCGGCGUGCCGGUGCGCGUGUACACGCACGAGGUGGUCACGCUGUGGUACCGCGCGCCAGAGGUGCUGCUAGGCAGCCAGAGGUACUCGUGUCCAGUCGACAUGUGGUCUAUCGGCUGUAUCUUCUCCGAGAUGUCCUCCAAGAAACCACUGUUCCAGGGCGAUUCUGAAAUCGACCAGCUUUUCCGAAUCUUUAGGAUGCUGCGUACGCCGACAGAGGAGAUCUGGCCCGGCGUGACGUCACUACCGGACUACAAGCCUACCUUCCCCAACUGGAACACGUUCAACUUGCACAACCACGUACAGAACCUGGACGAGUUGGGCAUGGAUCUCCUCCGCAAGAUGCUGGUGUACGACCCGAUGAAGCGCAUCAGCGCCAAGGACGCGCGCCGCCACCGCUACUUCCGCGACGUGCGCCUGCCGCCCGGCCUGCCGCGAGACUCCGCGAGAGGGGUCGAUGCGCCCGCGCAGCCGCACAGCGCCGUCGCCACGCAGUGA
Messenger RNA from Cydia amplana, 1219 nucleotides. It is a transcript of the gene Cdk1, whose product is annotated as cyclin-dependent kinase 1. The coding region runs from base 266 to 1219 and encodes 317 amino acids. Gene Ontology annotation, biological process: mitotic G2 DNA damage checkpoint signaling; G2/M transition of mitotic cell cycle; protein phosphorylation. Gene Ontology annotation, cellular component: nucleus. Gene Ontology annotation, molecular function: cyclin-dependent protein serine/threonine kinase activity; ATP binding. The record is from RefSeq and is a predicted model, not a curated record. The transcript is spliced from 7 exons. Lineage: Eukaryota; Metazoa; Arthropoda; Insecta; Lepidoptera; Tortricidae.